Messenger RNA from Daphnia pulicaria, 1231 nucleotides. RefSeq names its product F-box/LRR-repeat protein 14-like. The coding region runs from base 71 to 1219 and encodes 382 amino acids. The transcript has 8 exons. Gene Ontology annotation, molecular function: protein binding. The record is from RefSeq and is a predicted model, not a curated record. Gene Ontology annotation, cellular component: SCF ubiquitin ligase complex. NCBI's taxonomy places the organism in Eukaryota, Metazoa, Arthropoda, Branchiopoda, Diplostraca, Daphniidae. Gene Ontology annotation, biological process: SCF-dependent proteasomal ubiquitin-dependent protein catabolic process.
GUUUUAUUCAGAAAACAGAACAAAAGUAGGUAGUACAUCUUCUGAAUUAGUUUUAACCUUUGAUUGCAUUAUGCAACAUAUUGCAAACCACUCUGCAACCGUUAAAUAUCUUGACUUUAGUCAAACUCAAAUUGACGAUAAGGCGUGUGUUUCCUUGUCGAAGAUAGGAGAUCUCAAACUCUAUAGCCUUUUAUUACGUAGCUGUGAAGUUGGCAGUACUGGAAUCAACAGCUUGUGUGCAACCCAAUCAACUUUGACCGAGUUAGAUAUUAGUUGUUGUCCUCGUAUUACCGACACUUCUUUGAGUAGCAUUUGCAGCUUAUUACCUAAUCUGCAAAAACUAUCACUUCGAAAUUGUCAUGCAGUGACGGACACUGGGUUGUCUUGCAUAAGCCAGUUAUCUGGACUUAAGGAGAUAAAUCUCCAGGGACUUCGAAACAUAACCUCAUUCGGUAUUGAGAAAGGACUGUUUCAUAAACGAAAUGAAGUACUUCGGAAAAUUAACCUGAGCAUGACCAGAAUUACGGAAGUGGCACUGCUUCAUUUGGCAGAGAAUUCUCCUUUCUUAGCCCACUUGGAUCUCACCUCUUGUACUGAAGCCGUUUCGGACUCCAGUCUUCCGGUCGUUUGUAAAUUGCUCUUAAAACUGCGCGAUCUUCGACUGGAUUGGUGCGUCUCCAUCACAGACGACGGUUUCCGAGAGGCAAAAGUGUCUACACUUUUGAUUCCUGCAGUUUGCGAUGGACAACAAAAUGAAUGGACGCCCCAAAAGUCUUCUUAUAGUGUAUCCAAUUUGAGAGGCCUCGUUUAUCUUUCGAUCAGUGGAUGCAACAAAAUCACAGAUCAAAGCUUACAAGAAGCUUUCCGUUUCCGUGAGCUGCGCUACCUGGAUUUAAAUGCAUGUUCGUUGGUAACGGAUACCGGACUUGUCGCUCUGUGCGAACACCACCGUGGACUUGAAACUUUAAUUUUGAAUUAUUGCAAAAUUACAGAUUGUGCGAUGAUAACAGCAAUUAGUUAUCUAGCCAGAAUAAUCAAAUUAAGUUUGCAUGGGUGUUCGAAUAUUACCAAGUUGACUCUUCAAGCUAUCGAAAAAUUCAAACUACGAUAUUUAAGUCAUUUGGAUAUAAGUCAUUGUGUUUUCAUCUCACUGGAAUAUGCAUUUCAGUUUCAACUAAGAACUUCCCUUCGAGAAUUGGACACUGUCGGCCUUGAAUAAUUAAUAAUUUAG